GAUCGUGACCUCCCCAUAUCCAAACCUGCCGGUCAGGUCAAGAGCAUCACGAAAUUUUUCUUUUCUGGCCCCGCGCCUCUUCUCGGUACCAUGGCGCCGAUUAGCGAUGAAACCUCGCACCUGGUCAACGCUCUGGCAACGCCAGAGCAGCUGGCCGUCUCCAACUCGCAGCAAGACGGCGUCUCCGCCGAGCUGGAGACGUCCAUGAUCUUCGCCGGGUCACGACUGACACAAGCCGCUGGGAUGCUGCUCAGGCUGCCGCAGGACAUCAUCGCCCAAGCCAUCGUCCUCUUCCAGCGCUUCUGGGUCGGCCCCGAAGGAGGGAGUCUCCACAAGCACGAUGUUCAAGACAUUUCCGCCGCGGCGCUGUAUCUGGCAGCGAAACUGUCCGCGCUGCCCAAGUCGCCAAGAAGCGUCGUCAACACGUACGCCUACCUGGGCUCGUUCAAGGCAACCUUCGUCGCGCCGCGGGCCUAUGCGGAGGCCAGCGACGCCGAGGCGUACUACGUGUCCGAGGGCGCGUAUCAGGUGCGCAGGGAGAAGCUCGUCGCCAACGAGCUGCUCGUCCUGCGCACCCUCGGCUUCGACGUCCACGUCGCGCUGCCCUACAGCCUCUGCGUCAACUACCUGCAGGCUCUCGAUGUCUUUGCCGACCGCGACGCCGCCUCGCGGCUGGCCAGACGCGCCUUCGCCCAGCUCAACACCGCCCUGCUCAGCCCCCAGCUUCUCUUCCUGACCCACCAGCCGUCCUCCCUGGCCACCGCCGCCAUCUACCUCGCCGCGAGGGAGGUCGGCGUCAAGCUUCCCGGCGACGAGUGGUGGGAGGUUUUCGAUACGGAUAGGGAGGAGCUCGGCUUCCUCGUCGUCGCCAUGCUCAGCAUGGAGGGUUUCGUCCGCCGCGAGGCUGACAAGUGGGCCGACCGCAGUGUGCCAAGCAUAGCUUGACGAUGAUCCCAAGCCUUCAUUCUGGACUCUGAAGAUCCCCCUUGACACGCCGUCACCAAAGCCGCCAUUCGGCGGUCGCCUUUCGUGCUAUCUGCUAACAAUCCGCUGGCAGGGGAACGGUGCUCGGCGAAACACUUGGAAAGGGAGGGGGGGAGGAGGGGCCAAGCAUGGGUUUCAAAAGUUCUUGCAUUGGUUGGAUGUCUACGGUGGCAGCUCGCCACUCCAAGUUCACCAAUCUAACUAUGGCGUACCGCGAAAGGUAACAAUAUACUCCGAACCUCAAACCCACCCAUCCGGCCCGCCAAAUCCUUGUAGAUAGUUCCCAAAUUUCUAUGCCGUACUGUCACAAACUAUGUACAAUGUAUUGUGUAUAGUUCAUACUAUCAGAAGUGAACUAUGAUACCCCGUCCCAAAAGAAAAAGAUGAUGGGGAGAAUCAAGUAUAUAGAAAAAGGAAAUACUAAUAAUAAUAAUAAUAAAAAAAAACCCCUGCC
Verruconis gallopava is the source of this 1438-nucleotide messenger RNA. RefSeq lists its product as uncharacterized. Lineage: Eukaryota; Fungi; Ascomycota; Dothideomycetes; Venturiales; Sympoventuriaceae. The transcript is spliced from 2 exons. Gene Ontology annotation, cellular component: nucleus. Bases 91 to 945 code for a protein of 284 amino acids. Gene Ontology annotation, molecular function: cyclin-dependent protein serine/threonine kinase regulator activity. Gene Ontology annotation, biological process: regulation of transcription by RNA polymerase II. The record is from RefSeq and is a predicted model, not a curated record.